UGGAGCUCGGCGUAGGACGGCUCAGGAGGUUGACCAGGGAUGGGUGCAGCCCACAAGCACUAGAAUCUCAGAACAUCACGGUUAAAAUGCAAGUUAUUGAACUUCUCUGUGCUGUGUGCGCAUAUUCUUCGAAAGGACAUGAAAUGGCUCUUCAUGCUCUACGGCACUUCAAGGUUACUUGUGAUCAGAAGCAUGGGUUUGACAUAAUAGUGAGUGAACUUCGUAACACAAAAAAUGUUGAAUAUCAGACAAGGCUGCUUUCUUUCAUCAACUGCCUAACACUGGGCUGCCACAAUGUCCACAAGCGUGUGCAGAUCAGGAAUGAAUUACUUGGUCGUGGGCUUGGACCAAUCCUGAGUUCACUAAGUGCAACUGAUGAUAAGGAGCUACAGAUGCAAGUUUCAGCAUUCAUUGAUUACCAACACAGAGAUGAGAUGGAAUUAGAAUCAACAAAACAACUAACUCAUCAUCAGUUGUUUGAAGUAAUAUUCAAAAAGAUAGCAGAUACACCACAUGCUGUCAGGUUCCACUCCAUGCUACAAAAGCUUGCACAGCUAGAUCCAACAAAUCCAAAUGUGGACAGUGUGUGGGAAGCACUUGACUCACUUUCAUCUGAAGCUAUAAAACCUGGGUUUUCUAUCCACAAAAACCCAGCACACACUCAAAAAUAUCAUGAAAGAAGAGCUGACAGUAUUAACAAAACACAUUCUUUUGAUAUCCUUAAUAAAAGCACAGUGUCUACACAGACCGAGGUGGAAUAUACCAGAGAAGUAAAGCAACUUUGUGAUAAUGACAAACAGCAUCAGUUGUCACCAUCAGAAGCAAAACUUUCAUUCCCAGCACCACCUCCUCUUCCUCCUCCUCCACCUUGUCUGCCACUGCCACUUAUUUCAGUGGUGUCAUCAGCUAUUCCAUCAGCUUCAGGGGUGCUAUCACCUUCAUCACUUGCAGGUUACAGUUCUCAACAAAAAAAUUAUGUACCUUCACCUCCUCCAAUUCCCAAUAGUGACAGCUUUGAAACACUGAUGUUACAUAGGAGACAUUCACUUCCAGCACAUUUACCAGAUUCUGCAAGUUUGUGGACACCAGUAAAGGACAAGUCUAACACACUACCACUGCCCAAGCGGAAGAUGAAAACCCUAAGCUGGACAAAGAUUCCAGUCUCUAUGAUAGGUGAAUCAGUAUGGACUGAAAUGCAGAGCGAAGCAAAGAGUCUUAGAGUUGAUUUCAAGCAAAUGGAAGAACUGUUCUGUCAGAAAACUGCUACUGUGCAACGUCAAAAGUCUUCUCCAGUAACACUUCCAGCACCAAUAACUCCCAAGAUCACUUUACUGGAAACCAAGAGAGAUCUGGCAGUAAACAUUUAUCUAAAACAGUUCAGAUUGGGAGGGAAAGCAGUCAUAGAAGUUAUAAAGAACCUUAAAGGAGGUGAUAUAGGUCCUGAGAAACUGAAAGCUCUCUUGCCACUACUUCCCACAGAAAAAGAGCUGACUUCAGUCAGAUCCUAUUCUGGAGAUCUGGAUCGUUUAGGAGAGGCAGAGAAAUUUUAUCUUCAGCUAUCAGAAGUACCUUCCUUUGUCCUCAGGAUUAGGGCAAUGUUGCUUAAAGAAGAGUUUCCUUUAAGAACAUCUGAACUGAGAGAACAACUAAAUGCCGUUGCAGAUGCAUGCAAUAAGCUGAAGGCUAAUAAAUGUUUGAAAGAAUUUCUAGCACUAGUACUUCAACUUGGAAACUACAUAAAUGCUGGAAGCUAUGCGGGUAAUGCAGCUGGCUUUACACUCAGCACACUACCAAAGCUCCUAGAAAUAAAAGCAAACAAACCAAGGCUGACAUUCUUGCACUAUGUGGUAGAAGUUGCAGAAGCUAACAAUAAGGAAAUAUUACAAUUCACAGAAGAUAUGAGUAACAUGAAAGAAAUGGCAAGGAUAUCAGUGGAGCUGCUCCAGGAAGAAGUGAUGAAACUUAUUAGUGAUGUCAAACAUGUUGCAUCACAGCUGAAGGAAGAUACAAGUGGAAUCAGGGUGCAGUUCAAAGAUUUCUUUAAGGCUGCUUUGAAAUGCAGUAAUGAACUUCAGCAGGCUAUGAAUAAGGUGAAGGCUUGUACUCAUGCUUUAGCCAAACAUUUCUGUGAAGAUCCUAAGAAAUUCAAGCCAGAAGAAUGUUUCCAUUUGUUUGCCGAGUUUUUUACCAUAAUUCAGAGAGUUCGACUGGAAAAUGAAGAGAAAAGGAAAUCAGAACAACAGCAAAUUCAAGAGCAGAUGGAAACAAACAAACUAACUGCAAAUGGAGGUAGAGGCAGAAAAAAGUUUUCACCACAUCGACAAUAUACUGCAGCUAAACAGAUUUUAAGGGAUAUUUGCAGUAAAAAUUUCAAAUUACGUCUAACUGAAGCUCAGUACUGAAAAUUUAGUGCUAUGAAGUGGAAAUUUGUACUGAAUCAUUGUGAAAUAUGAUGUGUGAAUUAAUCUCAUAAGUAU
This is a messenger RNA of Schistocerca piceifrons (Central American locust), 2477 nucleotides long. Its product is annotated as inverted formin-2-like. Gene Ontology annotation, molecular function: actin binding. The coding region runs from base 87 to 2402 and encodes 771 amino acids. Gene Ontology annotation, biological process: cellular component organization. The transcript is spliced from 13 exons. NCBI's taxonomy places the organism in Eukaryota, Metazoa, Arthropoda, Insecta, Orthoptera, Acrididae. The record is from RefSeq and is a predicted model, not a curated record.